AUGCGACGUAAGAUCUCAAAAUCGACCAUCGACGUGUUGCACGGCUCACGUCGUGACGAGACGGUUCGUCAAUGCACUUGCGAUGAGCUGUCCGAUUGCUACGAUUCGGCCAAGCAGCAGGCCUACGAUUGUUUCGAUCCAUGCUUCAAGGAAAUCAAACCGUUCUCGCUGACCGACGAUCCCGAUAACCUGCGUGCGUGUUUCCAGAAACGUCGUGGAUUCGUCGAUAGCAUUGUUAAUUGCUUCCGCACCAAAAUAAAAGCGUGUGAAAACAACGUUGAGAAAGCUCGAGAAACUGUGGUGAAGACCUACGACUAUCCGGAUAUGAUCAAGAGAGUCGAGGAUGUUGUAAACGAGCAAAUACAAACGUUCCUCAACUCGAUCACCUCCAAUCGUGUGAAGAAUCUUUAUGUUCAGCAAGUUGUGAACGCCGGUGCGUCAGUGGCGCGCUGUAUAAAACUAUGCUUCAUGGAGAAGAAUAAAGACGGUUUCUGCUUUGGCAAGAAAGGUUGUGAACCGGAUAUUGAAGACCGAAACGCGAAACUUGCGAUAAAGCAGUGUUCGCGCCUCAUUAACUGGAAAAAGGAGGUCAGCGACUUGUGUAUGUGCUCCAGCCAAGCAGGUGUUCAGUGA
Messenger RNA from Haemonchus placei, 633 nucleotides. NCBI's taxonomy places the organism in Eukaryota, Metazoa, Nematoda, Chromadorea, Rhabditida, Trichostrongylidae. The record is from the annotation of a GenBank genome assembly.